Messenger RNA from Penicillium manginii, 708 nucleotides. RefSeq names its product pathogenesis associated protein Pep2. The transcript is spliced from 2 exons. The record is from RefSeq and is a predicted model, not a curated record. Bases 1 to 708 code for a protein of 235 amino acids. NCBI's taxonomy places the organism in Eukaryota, Fungi, Ascomycota, Eurotiomycetes, Eurotiales, Aspergillaceae.
AUGCCUGAUCUCCACACACUCCCCGAGGGCUCUCGUCCUUCCGCGGCCAUCCGCAACAACGGUCCGGUGGACCUGGUAAUCGAGCGCUACAAGAUACGCGAGCUGGCGGAAGGCUGGCCUUGCUACCGGGACUCUUGUGAAUGGGAAAAUUUGAAAUCAAUCUUUUUCGAAGAUGCGUACAUCUACACUUCAUGGACUGGGCGAACCCAUUACAUGGACUUCAUCCAGGCCUCACAAAAUGGAAUGGACAAUGGGGCAUUCAUUAUGCACCGGAUCCAUGGGUUAUCUACGGACAUCAACGUUUCUGCCACCCUUGCAGUUACGAAGAUGAAGGCAACCAUAACUCAACGUUUUGAUCUGGAUGGUAUCGAGGCCGAUGCUGAGUCCGACUGUCGAUUUGUAUUUUUUUGGAGCAAAGACAUCUCGACAGGCAAAUGGGGAGCUAAUUUCGUGCGACAUUUCUACGAAAAAGACAAGCUGAUCCCGGUGAAUCCAAACAGAGUGCCGAGACUGGAUUUGCAGAAAUUGAGCGAGUUUCCAGUCGGUUAUCGCUACCUUGGGUAUUGUCAAGAGAUAACAAUGGGCGUGAAAGUUAUCAAGGAUUUACCUGGGCAUCGCCGGGAAAUAGACACAGCGAACCGGCAAAAGCAUGAUAUUUUGUAUGAGCAAAUCAAAGCUUGGAUGGAUGGAGAGAAGAUUGAAAUAUAG